Molecule: messenger RNA, 3171 nt
Organism: Mangifera indica (mango)
Lineage: Eukaryota; Viridiplantae; Streptophyta; Magnoliopsida; Sapindales; Anacardiaceae
Product: bidirectional sugar transporter SWEET14-like
Exons: 5
Coding region: 167-952 (261 amino acids)
Biological process (GO): carbohydrate transport
Cellular component (GO): membrane
Molecular function (GO): sugar transmembrane transporter activity
Source: RefSeq, a predicted model, not a curated record
CAGAAUUUCUGGAAAAGUUCAAUUAAUUUGUUCAGAGAAAAAACAAAGUAAAACAUCGUGCAAAGCAAACUUGUAUAUAUACCCAUUCACAGCAAAUAAUUCACAAGCUAUUGGUGCUACUCUCAACUGCUUUACUUUUCAAGCAAACAGCUUCACACCACCAAGAAUGGCGAUACUUGGAACCCACACGUCCAUUAUUUUUGGCCUUCUUGGUAACAUUGUAUCAUGCCUUGUCUAUAUGGCACCAUUGCCAACUUUCUAUCGAAUUUUCAAGAAAAAAUCGACAGAAGGAUUCCAAUCAAUACCAUAUUCAGUAGCACUGUUUAGCGCCAUGCUGACGUUGUACUAUGCGCACCUUAAGGCCAAUGCAUUUAUGCUCAUAACCAUCAACAUAGUUGGAUGCGUCAUAGAAUCUUUAUACCUCAUAUUCUACAUGAUUUAUGCAACCAAAAGUUCCAAGAUUUAUACAGCAAAGUUGCUUAUCUUCUUCAACCUUGGAGCAUUUGGGUUGAUUGCACUCUUCACCUACCUAUUCUCCACGGGUUCUCGACGAAUUGCAGUUGUGGGAUGGAUCUGUGCUGUCUUCUCUGUCUGUGUUUUUGCUGCUCCUCUAAGUGUCAUUAGGUUAGUCAUUAAAACAAAGAGCGUAGAGUACAUGCCAAUUUCACUCUCCUUUUCCCUCACAAUCUGUGCUGCUAUGUGGCUCAUGUAUGGCCUUUCUGUUGAGGAUUUUUACGUCGCAACACCAAACAUAUUGGGGCUAGCAUUUGGAGUCACUCAGAUGAUAUUAUACCUCAUCUACAGAAAAGGAAGAAACCAAAUCAUGCCAGUAAUUGACCCAAAAAAGGAAGUGAAUGGAAUCGACAUGAGCGCCGGUAUAGCCGAUCAGCCGAGGGAGAACACUGAUCGCCUGCAACAAAUGGAAGAAAAUGUAGAACUGGACUGCACUUGAAACUCCAACGUGUGUUGGGAAUAUAUUUUUUAUUUGUACUCUUGGCCUUAUUCAUAAUUAAAUAAAAAAAUAGGGUUCAUCAGCUAGCUUAAAUUUGUUGAAAUUCCAUGUGGAAAUAAUUGGAUUUGAGAGCGUGGCAAUCUCUGACAGAAUUUAUAUGCAUGGGAUUGCGAAUGAAUUUCCCAAUUAAUUUGUUGCAAGCAAUAAUAUGAAGAACAAAGCUGUUCUCUGCCAUUCCUUUUAAACAGCCACACUUCAAUUCUCCUGGAUUCAGCACUGGAAGGGGAAGGCAUCUUCUUCUUUUGUCAACAGAAUCGGAGUUAAAUUAUUAAAGAGAUAACACAAAAAAAAAAAAAAUGUAAGUUUGUAAUUUACUUGAAUCUCCCUGAAGUUUAUCUUAAUUUGAAUGCUCCCCAUAUUUUUUGAAAUUUCCAACCUCCCCGGUUGCUUACACCACCGCAAAAUUAGGGUUCUCUUUCAAUUCCUACCAUCCUUACGAUUCAUCUGAUUCAUUAAUCAGUAAUCAGAAUCUCAGCAAUUUCACACUAUCUUGCAACCAUGAAGCAUAGUGACCAAAGAUGAAGAGAAAGUCGACAAAAUCAAAGGCUCAACUUCGAGCAUGGGCAACAACUGGAAGAAGAAGAACAUGCAGACAUUGGGAGGGACCGGCCUCUCUCUCGAAGCCUCUGCUAAUGCCGAAUCAACGAGCAACAAGUACAAUCCAGCAUUCAAAAGUUAUAAAUUAACUAAUUUUUAAGUUUCUAAUUAUAUUCUGAAACUUGAUCUGGUCUUGUGUUGAUCAUUUAUAAUUUUGUUUAGUUCUAUGGAUUCAUGCCUAUUAAUUAUAUAAUUGGUAUGGUGGAUUGUGUGAAUAUAACUUUAGUCUAGACGUGACGUACUAGGUAGAGGGCUUUUAAGUUGUGCAAUGUGUGUCUUGUUCUGGGUUUAGUUUUUUAGUUUACUUUUUUUUUUUUCAAUUAUAAUUUGAUGCCAUAAAGAUUUUCAUUUUUUUUUUAAAAUAACAGUGUUAAUUGAAGUUCACUCUGUAAAUGGUAUAUAGCGUAAUUUGUUUGAGCUUGAAUCUGUAAUGAGCUAGAGUUUUUUCUAUCUUGAUAACUAGAACACUCUGAAAGGCUAAUAUAUGAAUUUUCAUUUGAGUUGUUUUGGAUUGAUCGGUAGCUUCUUAAUGCCUGAUUUAGAACAAUUUGUUGAACAAAGAGCCAAUAGAAAGCCUAAAUGUUCUGAAUUUUGAUUUUUGGAGGAUGGGGAAAUAUAAGGGAUAGUAAGGUUGUAGAGUUUGGUACAGUGCCUUAUACAUUUAAAAUCUUCUCGCUCUUGUUUGUCAGUGAAGCAAAGGGAGUUCUAUAAGAAUGCCAAGUUUGUGAGCAAGUAUUAGAAGUCAUUGAAGCAACGAAGUCAGCAGAAUGAUGCUUCCUCUGCAGUAAGACCCAGAAUAUGUUUGUGAAUGUAUACAUAUAUGUACACACCUUCAGGUUGAAGCUAAAUGUGAUAAGCCAACUGUAUUGCUUGUCACAAGUGAUUAAAUAUUGUUUAUAGUUGCUAAAUAUUCUACAAUUGCAUUUGCACUUGUAAAUAUAGAGGAUGAAGUAACAAGUUGAGUUGAUGAAUUCAAAUUGUUUGGCUGACUCCUGAAAAUGUUGAUUUAUGGUGUAUUUUUCUUCUUGAAAUCUAUAACACCUUGUUUUGGAAGCCAAUUUCCAGAUUAAAGUUAGGUUUCGGAAUGUAAUCUUUGAUAUGUACAUGCAUAGAGGUGUUGAUAUUACUGAAUCAUCCAAUAUUCAAUGGCUGUGGCAGGAUCAAAACUGAAGAAUAUAAAGAAAAAGAAGAAGAAUAAACCGAGAAUGGAAGAAUUGUAUCAGAAGAAGAGCAGGCAAGAAUAGAGAGGGGUGCAAUUAUUCUGACAAAGAAGGAAGAAACAGAAAAGGCUGAAGCUGAAAGGAAGGCAACAACUAGCUAAAACUCCAUUGAUAUCAGUAACUAGUUUGAAAUUCAGCAUCUUUGCUUCUCAUUUAUGAAAUGGUAGCACAAAUUUUGUUGAUGAGAGAUCUUACUUAAAGUUUUUUGUCAAAACUCGGUAGAUAAAUUUUCUGCUGUCAUAAUUUUUUUAGAUCAAAGUAAAAAGAGGAAAUCAUCUGUUGUAGCUUGUUUAGAUCAUUGAUAAAUUGGAGUCGAGUGCCAUAUUUUUUUAUGUUUUUUAA